This is a messenger RNA of Stegastes partitus (bicolor damselfish), 2500 nucleotides long. RefSeq names its product lysophosphatidic acid receptor 6a (gene lpar6a). Gene Ontology annotation, biological process: phospholipase C-activating G protein-coupled receptor signaling pathway; positive regulation of Rho protein signal transduction. Gene Ontology annotation, cellular component: plasma membrane. The transcript has a single exon. The coding region runs from base 788 to 1882 and encodes 364 amino acids. Lineage: Eukaryota; Metazoa; Chordata; Actinopteri; Pomacentridae. Gene Ontology annotation, molecular function: lysophosphatidic acid receptor activity. The record is from RefSeq and is a predicted model, not a curated record.
AGUGUGAUGAGUGCUGAGCAAAAAGCCCUCGAGGCUGUUAGAAGGAGAGCCGGAGAGCCCCCGAGUGACCCGCUCAGUUAGCAGCAGACAGAAAGAGAGGGAACAGGAAACAAGAGGACAGACAGUGAAAGACACUCACGUUGUCACACAGAGCAGAAGAUCCACUCAGCCGUCAGUCUUGGGAAAGCAGCAUGGUGGUUUGUGGUCAGGACCUUGUGAGAGGUGGAAAGUUUUUGGCGACUUUGCUGUUUUGGAGCUGAAAAAGGGACAAAAAGAACCAACAAUACAGGACUGAGUUUUUUUGACAAAGAGAAGGAAUCCUGCCAUGAGGACACCUCUCUGAGUGUGGAUAUGUCAUCAUUCGCUGUGUGGACUGAGCAGCUCGGACCUUUUUGAGUGAAAAGGAGGCAAGUUUGGGUGACUGAUUUAUCUGAGUGAGUAAAAAACACACAAAAAAAAACUGAGCUUGUAACUUGUGGGGUGCAGCCUGAUUGAGAGACAGGGCAGGGGGAGGGGAAGACGCUCCGGCCUGGAUCUCUGUCCUCUGGGAGGGGUCUUUUCAACGUGAAGGAACCCCCAAAAUAACUCCCAUCGAGACCAGGGGAGAGAAUGACCAUGUGCAGCAGUCCUCUCUAACAUGGACAGCUGUGUUUCAAUGCAUCCCAGGGUUGGACUGUUCUGUUCUCCGCUUUCCAUUCAUGGUCAGUUCAUUGUGGAGGGCAGCGCUUUCAUUAUAUAGCUAUUACAUAAUAGACACCCCUCAUCCCUCCACUCUUUGUCUCUCAUAAUGUACAACACGACCACCCUGAUGGACAAUUCUUCCACGCAAUGGUCUGCAAAUACCUCAGCGAACGGAACCUGCAGCAAGAACGAUGGGUUCAAGUACCCGCUGUACAGCACAGUCUUCAGCAUCGUGUUUGUGAUUGGACUUAUCACCAAUGUCGUGGCCAUUUACAUCUUCACCUGCUCCCUGAAGCUGAGGAACGAGACCACGACCUACAUGAUGAACCUGGUGGUGUCCGACCUGCUGUUCGUCUUCACGCUGCCACUGAGGGUCUUCUACUUCAUCAACCAGAACUGGCCUUUCGGGGCGAUGCUCUGCAAGGUCUCCGUCUCCCUCUUCUACACCAACAUGUACGGCAGCAUGCUCUUCCUCACCUGCAUCAGCGUGGACCGCUUUCUGGCCAUCGUGCACCCGUUUCGCUCGAGGAUGCUGAGAACCAAGCGCAACGCCAAAAUCGUGUGCACCGCCGUGUGGGUGCUGGUGCUGUCGGGGAGUCUCCCCACGGGGUUCUUGUUGCAGACCACCUCCAAUGACAACAAGGGAAACGCCACUUUCUGCUUCGAGAACUUUUCGUCCAAGCAGUGGAAAUCUCACCUGUCGAAAAUGGUGAUCUUCAUCGAGACGGUGGGCUUCAUCAUCCCUCUGCUGCUGAACGUCUGCUGCUCCAUCAUGGUGCUGCACACUCUGCGUCGCCCCCAGACGGUCAGUCGCGGAGGGAAGAUCAACAAAACAAAGAUCCUGCGCAUGAUCAUCGUGCACCUUUUUAUUUUUUGCUUUUGCUUCAUCCCCUACAACGUGAACUUGGUGUUCUACGCCCUGGUCCGCACUAAAACUUUAAAGGGCUGCUUUGUGGAGUCGGUGGUUCGAACCAUCUACCCCAUAGCCCUCUGCAUUGCUGUAUCCAACUGCUGCUUUGAUCCCAUUGUUUACUACUUCACCUCAGAGACCAUCCAGAACUCCAUCAAGAGGAAGUCUCAGGUCAACAGUGCGUAUGACGUCAAGUUCUCUGAGGCCAUGCAGUCAGAAUCCAGCUCCAACCUGCAGUGCAGCCUGAGGAAUCUCAAAGCUAAAGUCUUCCACAGCGAGUCCUCAGUGUGACAGUUGGGCCGCGGCAUAAAAGGUAAAGUCCAUCCAUCCAUAAAAAGACAAACCUCCACGAGACAAUGGAUUUCUUUUUUUUUUUUUUUUUCCUUUGGAGCGCUUUAUCUUAUCUAAGUCUUCUUCUCAGGGCAAAUGACUGGACGUGUCCUUGGCAGCCUCUGCUUCACAGUGUUACUACAUGACCCUUUGUUCACAUCUGUGGAUUUGUUAUUACUACUUACUAAUUUCCCUUUUCCUGUGGAAUAUACUGUAAUUGUGUUAAGCACAAUUACUCUGCCAGUGACCUGGAAGGGAAUGUGAUCACUGAACAGCGGGACAGUUAUGAUAUUGACUGCUUCAUGUGCCUGUAUAUGUGUACAUUUCUGUGGUAAGUUGUGGUGCUAACUUUAGAGUAUUAUCUAUUAAAUUAACAUAAAGUUAUAUCAAGCUAUAGCUGUACAGGGCUUUAAAUCGUGAAUUACAGAUAGGUCACAAAAGUGCCUUGUUGUUGUUUUGUUCUGGCAGCGUUUCAUUGUAGACUCUUUGUCUUUAUUGACCAUUAAAUGCACUGACAGAGUUCUUCAUACUGCACUCAUGCCAUAGUAAUGAAUAAAAGUCAUGUACUGUCUAAAACAA